AUGGACACUCGAACAACAAAGACUCUCCGAAUGGGACUGCAAAACGCCGUCACACAUCGCAACCCUGAGAGUCUAAACGGUCGGCUGAUUCAAAUGCUGCUCCUUCUGGACGACUUUUUCCCCUCCCGAGGCCUUGCGGAGAGCCAGUCUCUGUGGCCGCUCGACGUCCUGGAAGAAGAGCACGCCAAGGUGGAGAAGCUUGUCAGUGUACGAGAACGCAGCACCGCUGGCCCCUUAUACGAACUCAUCGAGCUCGAACGACGAAUGUUUGACUAUCACCGUCGCGAGGUCGACCUCCUAACGUCGAGACUGAGCCGGUACGACCGCAUGGGGCCGCAAUCAAUGGUCGCCGUCGGACUCGUUCCCCAACCCAGGAACCACUAA
Molecule: messenger RNA, 384 nt
Organism: Colletotrichum chrysophilum
Lineage: Eukaryota; Fungi; Ascomycota; Sordariomycetes; Glomerellales; Glomerellaceae
Exons: 2
Coding region: 1-384 (127 amino acids)
Source: RefSeq, a predicted model, not a curated record